This is a messenger RNA of Aureococcus anophagefferens, 1452 nucleotides long. RefSeq lists its product as hypothetical. Gene Ontology annotation, molecular function: ABC-type transporter activity; ATP hydrolysis activity; ATP binding. Gene Ontology annotation, biological process: transmembrane transport. The record is from RefSeq and is a predicted model, not a curated record. The transcript has a single exon. Gene Ontology annotation, cellular component: membrane. The annotation marks the transcript as partial. Lineage: Eukaryota; Pelagophyceae; Pelagomonadales; Pelagomonadaceae.
GAGUUCGUGCUCCACGCGCGCGAGUCCAUCAUGGGCGCGAUGCUGCGGCAGGACACGGACUUCUUCGACCGGACGCCGUCCGGCGUGCUCCAGGAGCGGCUCUCCCAGGACUCGCAGCAGCUCAGCGACCACCUCUUCUCGGAGCCCAUGCACCUGCUGCGCUGCGUGACCGUCUGCGUCGCCAACGUUUAUGUCCUACACCGGAUCGACCCGAAGAUGUUGCGGUUCGCGAUCCUGCCGGUGCCGGUCGUCGCCGUCGUGCAAUACUUCGUCGUCGACUUCAUGCGCAAGUUCGGGAAGCGGCUGCGCAAGAUGGGCGAGCGCGCCGCGGCGGACACGGCGGAGAUCAUCAAGGAGGUGCGCACGGUCCGCGCGUUCGCCAAGGAGGACGACGAGCGCGACAAGUUCGCGUUCUCCUCCGCGUACCGCGCGCAGAUCGACCUCUUCGCGCACGCGGUGCACGUCAUCUGCUUCGACUGGCCGCUCUUCCUCUUGUUCAUGGCGAACCGGCUCUACGCGCUGCGCACGGGCGGCGCGGCGGUCUUCGACGGCGAGUUGACGGUCGGCGUCGCGACGCAGUUCGUCGUCGCGGUGACGAUGAUCACGGACCACCUGCGCUACAUCCUCGAGGUCGUCCCCCGGGUCGUCAAGUGCGUGGACCCCAUCGUCCGCAUCAACGAGCUGCUCGUGUCGAAGCCGCGCAUCGAGCGGCAGCCGGGCGACGCGCCGGGCCGGAGCGACGUCGGCGGCGAACUCGUGUUCCGCGACGUCGACUUCGCGGUGCCCGGCAAGAAGAUCCUGAACAAGCUGUCCUUCUCCGUGGCGCCGGGCUCGUCCGUGGGCUUCUGCGGCGCGGCGGGCUGCGGCAAGUCGACGUCGCUGAGCCUCGUGCAGCGCUUCUACGCGCCGACGGGCGGCGAGAUCUCGCUCGGCGGCGCGCCCAUCGAGGCCUACGACCCGCGCGCGCUCCGGCGCUCCAUCUCCACCGUGUCCCAGGACAACGUGCUCUUCGCGACGACGAUCCGCGAGAACAUCGUCUACGGGCUCUCGGAGGCGGAGAAGCAGGCGCCGGACAUCGACGCGCGCGUCGAGGACGCGUGCCGGAAGGCGUCGAUCUGGAAGGACAUCCAGGAGGUCUUCCCGCGGAAGCUCGAGUCCUUCGUCGGCGAGCGGGGCCUCAAGCUCUCCGGCGGCCAGAAGCAGCGCAUCGCCAUCGCGCGGGCCAUGAUCCGCCGGCCCCGGUUUCUGCUGCUGGACGAGCCGACGUCCGCGCUCGACUCCGUCAACGAGGCCGUCGUCCAGGAGGCGCUCGACGGCAUCCGCAAGGCGAGCGACUGCUCCAUCAUCGUCGUGGCGCACCGGCUGGCGACGAUCCGCCACUGCGAGAAGAUCGUCGUCAUGAACCGCGGCGCGAAGGUCGAGGAGGGCGCGCACGACGAGCUGUUGGCGAAG